Messenger RNA from Eruca vesicaria subsp. sativa (arugula), 522 nucleotides. The record is from the annotation of a GenBank genome assembly. Lineage: Eukaryota; Viridiplantae; Streptophyta; Magnoliopsida; Brassicales; Brassicaceae.
AUGGCUGAGACAUUUGAGAAAAUGAAGACAGAGCUAGAAGAUUCACGGAAGGAACCUAACGUUGAAGUUGAGCCUGGAGAGUCUUCACCGAAGAAGUCUUCACCGAAGGAGCCUUCAAAGAAGCAGUCUUCACCGAAGAAGCCUUCACCGAAGAAGCCUUCACCGAAGAAACCUUCACCUACCAAACCUUCGACGAGCCAACCACCGUUGAGGAGGUCCACACGCGGGGUGGUUUGCGUGUCUGUUUGUCUUACUAUCAUCUAUGACAUCGGUCUGUUUUAUAAGGUCUCGGUUUCAUCCAAGAGUUCCUUUGAUGUGAAUUUUAGUGAAGAAGAUGAUAUCCCAGAGUUCAUAGAUACGCAAGGCGUUGAAGGGCUUUCUCAGACCUCGUAUGUGCCCGGCUUUGAUCCAUCUCAGACCAAUAAGAGAGACGAGUGGUGGACUCCAAGGACUUCAGUCAGAGAUUCAGAAGCUCCACUGCCGUCACAGUGGCAUAAAUGGAAUAAAGGAAAAGGACUUUAG